Dothidotthia symphoricarpi CBS 119687 is the source of this 1370-nucleotide messenger RNA. RefSeq lists its product as uncharacterized. The record is from RefSeq and is a predicted model, not a curated record. The transcript has a single exon. The coding region runs from base 297 to 890 and encodes 197 amino acids. Lineage: Eukaryota; Fungi; Ascomycota; Dothideomycetes; Pleosporales; Dothidotthiaceae.
UCCAUCCUUCCACAUGUCCUUAUCGCCGUGCUUUCAUCAACACAUCGUGGCCGGUUGCAGUGGUUAUGAUACUGCUCGCUUGAGCCGUCGUCAUGAUCCCAUGCACCUUCCUAUUUAAUCCCUCACACGAACGGCAAGUCGCGGGGCUGCUACAAUCCCCUUGCGGGGUACAGUGAACAACCUCUACUGAGCCAAUCGUGACCAGCAAGCUAUAACAUACAUUCCUCACUUACACCAAGGCGCGAAGCUCUCUUCAAAAGUCAAUUGAUCCUCGCGACUUUAGUAUCACAGCAAGCAUGUCGACAGCCGCCCAAGCUCUCCGCGAGAAACAAGCUCCUAUCAAAGACGGCUACCGACGCGACGCGUCUUCCGCUGUCGUCACCCUCAAGUCCUCCGGUUCAAUCGACGAUUCGUCCAUAACGUGCAAGCUCUCCACCGGCGCGGCAGUCAAAGAAGCGUCUCGAAUCGCCGGUCUGCACCCCAAAGCUGGCGGUGAUGAUCCGGCGAUAUCCGGCGAGCUGUGUUCUGGCGACAUGCUGCUCGAUGCACUCGUGGCCUGCUCUGGUGUUACGCUCAAGGUCGUCGCAACCGCUUUGAAUAUACCCAUCAUCUCUGGCACCGUCUCCGCGGAGGGCGAUCUGGACUUCCGAGGCACGCUUGGUGUUGAUCGGACUGCGUCGGUAGGAAUGACGGAUAUAAGGUUGGGGUUUCAACUGCAGGUUGGUGAAAGAGAUGACGGCAAAGAGGUUACCGAAGAGGAAUUGGAGAAACUGGGCAAGCUGACUGAGCGGUAUUGUGUUGUACUGCAGACGCUCGUGAACAAACCCAAGGUCUCGGUGAGCAUGGCCGGUAAGGGACGUGGGAAGGAUGGAGAUGGCACUGCUCAGUAGAUUGUGGAUGGCAACAUGCUAUUGAACUGCUUGCCUGCAAGUGUAUGAGUGUAAAUUUGCGCAAUAUCACGUCGCUCCAUAACACUGAAAGACUUGACCAAACAUCACUGAGAAGAGAAGGCAACAAGUACCCAUACUAGCCUACUGCCAAAGACUGCCAAACAUCCACCUCAAAGACAGUUGGUCAAACAUGGAGUAAUGUGUUAGCGAUUGACACCCACACUUCGGACAUGUAUUUCAGCGAGCUCGUACAAAAGACACUCGAUAUAGGCAGUGACUAGUAUUGGAUGGACAUUGGCAUAGUUCUAUGUGUAGUAAAGAAAUGGCUUGUAUUGAACUUUGCGGGUAAGAAACAUGUCCUGGAAUAUACCACGAUGUCCUUCGUCUCGACUUCGAUCUACUGUAAAUACACACGAGAAGCGGUGCAUAGAUGUAUCGCCAGUUAAACACACUGCUCGCUUGUAUAUAUAUCCACACGAC